Molecule: messenger RNA, 556 nt
Organism: Musca domestica (house fly)
Lineage: Eukaryota; Metazoa; Arthropoda; Insecta; Diptera; Muscidae
Product: tRNA (guanine(37)-N1)-methyltransferase
Exons: 2
Coding region: 1-300 (99 amino acids)
Source: RefSeq, a predicted model, not a curated record
AUGGGUCGCAGGUCAAAGCAAAAAUCGGGAGCAGGUGCUGCCAAAAAGACCAAAAACAUUUUCAAGGUCAAUGACGUUAAACAGAAGAAGAAGCCCAAGGAAGUACAGGGCAAGCUUAAAAAGAUCAAGGAAGCUGUAACCAAAAAGCAAGAAAAAGUUGAUGCCAAUCUGCGUGAACUUCACAAAGACUUGGUGGUAAAGAAGCCACAACCGUCAACCUCGAAACCUCUAAAGGCAGGCAAAAAACCAGCGGCAAACACCAAAAAUGUUUCAGACAAGUUGGGAGAUUUAAAAUUCUAAAGUAAUGUAGACGAAAACAUCCACGCCAUAGUUGUGUUUUUAACAAAGCCUUCCAAGAACUUCCAAGACUUUACCCCUUAUUAGACCCGAUUUUAGUUUUAGUUGUGUUUAUUUUAGUUUAAGACGUCAAGUAAAUAAUUAUAAUCAUAUAUGCUUACAUAUAUUGUAAACAUCUAGAAAAGAUACUUGAUUAUGAAAUGUUCAUAUCAAACCGGAUAUAACCCUAUAACACCACCGUAAUAUUGACUGAUAAAAA